Molecule: messenger RNA, 954 nt
Organism: Bubalus bubalis (water buffalo)
Lineage: Eukaryota; Metazoa; Chordata; Mammalia; Artiodactyla; Bovidae
Product: olfactory receptor 51V1-like
Exons: 1
Coding region: 1-954 (317 amino acids)
Biological process (GO): G protein-coupled receptor signaling pathway
Cellular component (GO): membrane
Molecular function (GO): olfactory receptor activity; G protein-coupled receptor activity
Source: RefSeq, a predicted model, not a curated record
AUGUCUGUUCGACCUGAUCCCAAAAUCAGUAACUCUACCUUUCUCCUUAUGGGUUUCCCUGGUCUGGAACGGGACUAUCCCUGGCUCUCUAUCCCCUUCUCCUGUAUCUAUGUUAUGGUACUGUCAGGAAACUGCCUGGUGCUGCAUGUGAUCCGUACUGAGCUGAGCCUGCAUGAGCCCAUGUUCUACUUCCUGGCCAUGCUGGCCCUCACUGACCUGUGCAUGGGGCUGUCCACAGUGCACAUGGUGCUGGGGAUCCUGUGGGGGCUCAGCCAGGAGAUUGGUCUGGAUGCCUGCAUUGCCCAAACCUUCUUUGUUCAUGGUCUAUCUUGCAUGGAGUCUGGAGUCCUUCUCGCCAUGGCCUUUGAUCGCUUUACUGCAAUCUGCAAUCCUCUAAGAUACACAUGUAUCCUCACCAGUACCAGAAUCAUCAACAUCGGUGUGGUCAUUUUAGGGAGGAGUUUCCUGUUCAUUACUGCUCCCAUUGUCCGCCUAAAGUUUUUCCAUUACUGCCGACCCCCCAUCCUUUCCCACUCCUUCUGCUUGCACCAGGACCUCCUCCGGCUGGCCUGCUCUGACAUCCGCUUCAAUAGCUUCUAUGCCUUAGCCCUGGUGAUCUGCACACUGCUUUUGGAUUCAGUGCUCAUUUUCAUCUCCUACAUAUUGAUCCUGCACUCUGUCUUGACUAUUGCAUCUCAAGAGGAGCGGCUCAAGUCCUUGAAGACCUGUGUCUCCCACAUCUGUGCUGUCCUGGUUUUCUAUAUUCCAAUCAUUGGUCUGACUAUGGUACACCACUUUGGGCAGCACCUCUCGCCUGUGGUCCAUGUCCUCAUGGGCAACAUCUACAUCCUUUUCCCACCCUUGAUGAACCCCAUCACCUACAUCAUCAAGACCCAACAAAUCCGUAACAGGAUUCGGAGAUGGUUCAUUAAACAAACGAGUUCUACAGGUUAA